Messenger RNA from Trachemys scripta elegans, 5096 nucleotides. RefSeq names its product eukaryotic translation initiation factor 4 gamma 3 (gene EIF4G3). Lineage: Eukaryota; Metazoa; Chordata; Testudines; Emydidae. Gene Ontology annotation, molecular function: translation initiation factor activity; mRNA binding; protein binding. Gene Ontology annotation, cellular component: eukaryotic translation initiation factor 4F complex. The record is from RefSeq and is a predicted model, not a curated record.
UAAGGAUCAGCGGAGUGACCCGAAGUUUCCCGAGAACGGCGGAGCCGAGGAUCUCCGGAAGGAGCCGAAGUUUUUCGAAAGUCCUGAGGCCGAGCGGCUCCGGAAGGGUACGAAGCUUUCCGAACGCGUCAGGGUCGAGCGGCUCCGGAGUGGUCCGAAGGCGCCCGAGCGUCCGUCCUGCCGGACUGCUGAAGGCGGCCGCAGCGCCAUGUUUGAUGCUCCGCUACUUCAAAUUCCCAGAGGUCCUGUGCAGCAACCCCUUGAGGAUCGGAUCUUCACUCCGACAGUCUCAGCUGUGUACAGCACUGUAACACAGGUAGCAAGACAACAAGGACCUCCUGCACCAUCUGCUUACUCUGCACAUGAAAUAAACAAAGGACACCCAAAUCUUGCUGCAACGCCACCAGGACAUGCAUCAUCCCCUGGACUUUCACAGGCCCCUUACCCCUCAGGGCAGAAUGCAGCUCCAGCCACAUUGGUGUACCCCCAAACUCCUCAAACAAUGAACACACAGCCUCAGACCCGCUCGCCGCCCAGCAGAACAGUGCCAAUACAUUGCACAGACAACUGGAAGAGGAGGAAGGUUUUGGAACAGAAUCCGGUUUACAGGUCCCUGGCUGGAAGAGGCUGGAUAAAAUACUGCAUUAGCCGAUUAAAAGUUAGAAUUUUCCAUGGAACAGUGAUAAGACAGUUUGCAGCGGGGCCUCGACCUGCCCAUCACCAGGGAGGAUUCAGACCCAUCCAGUUUUUUCAGCGGCCUCAAAUACAGCCUUCUAGAGCUGCCAUCCAGAACAGCAGCCCUUCUAUCCGUCCUGGUGCGCAAACACCAACUGCAGUCUAUCAAACCAACCAACACAUCAUGAUGGUUAACCAUCUGCCAAUGCCGUAUCCAAUGCCCCAGGGCCCCCAGUACUGUAUACCACAGUAUCGUCAUAGUGGCCCUCCUUAUGUUGGGCCUCCACAGCAGUAUCCUGUUCAGCCACCAGGGCCAGGCCCAUUUUAUCCAGGCCCGGGUCCUGGAGAAUUUCCCAAUGCCUACGGAACACCAUUCUACCCAAGUCAGCCAGUGUAUCAGUCAGCACCCAUCAUAGUGCCUACACAGCAGCAGCAGCAGCAGCCUCCACCAGCUAAAAGAGAGAAAAAAACAAUCCGAAUCCGGGAUCCAAACCAGGGCGGCAAAGAUAUAACGGAAGAAAUAAUGUCUGGAGGAGGCAGCAGGAACCCUACGCCUCCCACUGUGAGACCCACCCCCACGCCUACCCCUCCUCAGCAGCUGUCCAGCCAGGUCCCAGAGCACAGCCCUGUGGUUUAUGGGACUGUGGAGAACACUCAUCUCGCCGCCAGCACCUCUGUCACUGCAACUAGCGACCCGAAGCAAGAAGAGAAGCCAAAACCAGAUCCAGUAUUAAAAUCUCCUUCCCCAGUCCUCAGACCAGAGCCUAGUGGGGAGAAAAAAGAUCAAGCUGGCCAGACAUCUGAGGCUGCCUCAGUGGAAUCACCACCAGAACUUCCUCUUGCUGCAUCGCCAGUCCCUCUUGCUCCUAUUGCAGUUGUUGCUGCUGCUGUUGCUGUUUCUAGUAAAUCUGCAUUCAGAGCUGACUCAGAGGAGAGAUGUGAACUAACUUCCCCGAAAGAGGAAACAAUACCUAUAUCCAAUGCCACACCCUGCACAGAAGAAUCAGACCUUUCACCAACAGAAGAGGCUGAUGCUGACACAUGCAAGGAGCCUAGUACGGUAGCAACUAGUUAUAUUCCAGUGACUGCUAGUACUAAUCUAAUUAAUGAAAUUAAUGGAGUUAAUGAAAAAGUAACUGCUGCAGACGGCAUAGCAGAAAUAGUUCAACAGGAAGUUGCACCAUUGACUGUUGAAUUGGAGAUUUUGGAAGGCUUUCCUGCAGAAGUGGAGUGUGUACCAUCUUCCAUUGCUCUUUCCACCUCUCCCUCUCCUCCUCUAACUCCUCCUAUUCCUGUUUCUGCUGCUGUUACCACUACAACACCUCCUUCCUCUCCUCCUCCUCCUCCAAUUUCCCUCCCUGCUGUUCAGGGAGAUUUACAUGGAGAGGAGAGCAGAAGAACUACCCUUAACAAAGUUGUAAAAGAUACUCAAAACAAAGAAGAGGUGGAAGCAGAUGGGCAACCAGAGGAGAAUUCAGAGUCUGAGAAUUUAAACUCCAGGAAGAACCCUGUAGCAGCCCAAACAGCUGUAGCUGCACCAAAGAUGUGGAAGAAACCAAAAGAUCGGACCCAAGCCGCUGAGGAGGUGUUAGAGGCGGAAACAGAGCGUAAAGCAGAAGAGGAACUUUCAGGUGACAAAGUACCUGAAUCUGAACAGGAUAAAAUGAGCCAUGGGUUCCACCUGGAAAGAGAUACUUCUGAAUUUAAAAAAGCAAAAGUUGUGGAAGAAAAUGGAGAGCAGGAAGCAGAGCCUCUACGUAACGGUGCUGAGUGUGUUUCAGAGAGGGAAGAACCUGAUGCUAAUUCAGGCUCCACAGAGAGCUCUGGUGAAGGGCUAGUAUACCAGUAUAAACCAGAACAGUGGAAGCCCAUGAAUCCUGAAGGGAAGAAGCAAUACGAUAGGGAGUUCCUGCUGGAUUUCCAGUUCAUGCCUGCCUGUAUACAGAAACCCGAAGGGCUGCCUCCUAUUAGUGAUGUGGUCCUCGACAAGGUGAGAGGAGACCCAAUAAAACAGCAGAUUAAUCAGCCAAAAUUGCCAAUUCGAACUCUGGACCCUCGGAUAUUGCCUCGAGGACCAGACUUCACACCAGCCUUUGCCGAUUUCGGGAGGCAAACCUCCGGGGGAAGGGGUGUAGCUGCCUGCAAAGUGCAGAACAACCCCGGAUUACCUUCUGUGGCUCGGUGUGGCACCCCAGCAUGCCCUCUCUUGGUCUCAUCUCACCCACCAUUGAGGAACCUGCCAAUAGGGGAGCUGUUCCGCAAGGUACGAAGUAUCUUAAACAAAUUGACACCACAGAUGUUCAAUCAGCUAAUGAAGCAAGUAACAGACCUGACUGUAGACACAGAAGAGAGGCUGAAAGGAGUCAUUGACCUGGUCUUUGAGAAAGCCAUCGAUGAGCCCAGCUUCUCUGUGGCUUAUGCAAAUAUGUGUAGAUGUCUCGUAACGCUGAAAGUACCUAUGGCAGACAAGCCUGGGAGCACAGUAAAUUUCCGCAAGUUGCUACUGAAUCGUUGCCAGAAGGAAUUUGAAAAAGACAAAGCCGAUGAUGAUGUCUUUGAGAAGAAGCAAAAAGAGCUCGAAGCUGCUACCACUCCAGAGGAGAAGACACGGCUCCAUGAGGAGCUGGAAGAGGCCAAGGACAAGGCUCGACGGAGAUCCAUCGGAAAUAUCAAAUUCAUUGGUGAACUCUUCAAACUGAAAAUGCUGACAGAGGCCAUCAUGCAUGACUGUGUGGUGAAGCUGCUUAAGAACCACGAUGAAGAGUCCCUGGAGUGCCUUUGCCGCCUCCUCACCACCAUCGGCAAGGACUUGGACUUUGAGAAAGCAAAGCCCCGUAUGGACCAGUAUUUUAAUCAAAUGGAGAAGAUUGUGAAAGAGAGAAAAACGUCCUCCAGGAUUCGUUUCAUGCUUCAGGAUGUAAUAGACCUAAGGCUGUGCAACUGGGUAUCCCGGAGAGCAGAUCAAGGCCCCAAGACUAUUGAGCAGAUUCAUAAAGAAGCAAAAAUUGAAGAGCAAGAAGAGCAGAGAAAGGUCCAGCAACUCAUGACCAAAGAGAAGAGAAGACCAGGUGUCCAGAGGGUAGAUGAAGGUGGAUGGAACACUGUUCAGGGGACAAAGAAUAGUCGUGUGCUUGAUCCCACCAAAUUCCUUAAAAUCACCAAGUCCACAAUAGAUGAGAAGAUUCAGCUUGUGCCUAAAGCCCAGUUGGGCAGCUGGGGGAAGGGCAGCAGUGGUGGAGCAAAGGCCAGUGAGAUUGAGUCCUUACGACCAAGUGCCACUAGUUUGAACAGAUUUUCUGCACUGCAGCUCCCAGUGUCGUCUGUGUCUUCUUCUGUAUCUUCAGAGUUAGACUCUCGCAGGGCCUUAACUAGUCGUGGGAGCACAGGCAGAGAGAAGAAUGACAAACCACUGCCAUCUUCAGUCACCCGUCCAAACACCUUCCUGCGGGGUAGCAGCAAUAAAGAGCUGCUGCUAGACAAUCAGGCACAAGAAGAACAACGGCGAGAGAUGCUAGAGACAGUGAAACAGCUAACAGGUGGCAUGGAUAUGGAGAGAAACAUCACAGAGACAGACAGGAACAAAGCCAAGGAAAUAGCCAAGCCAGAAACUCCCACAGCUCCAGUACAAGACAAAUCUUCACUGUCAGAAGAGGAAAUGGAGAGAAAGUGCAAAUCCAUCAUUGAUGAGUUCUUGCACAUAAAUGAUUAUAAGGAAGCAAUGCAAUGUAUGGAGGAAUUGCAUGCACAGAGUCUGCUGCCCAUUUUUGUGCGAGUCGGAGUGGAGUCUACUCUCGAGAGGAGUCAGAUCACCAGGGAUCACAUGGGCCAGUUACUGUAUCAGUUGGUGCAGUCAGAAAAGCUAAGCAAACAGGACUUCUUCAAGGGGUUUUCAGACACCUUGGAGCUGGCAGAUGAUAUGGCCAUUGAUAUACCGCAUAUUUGGUUGUAUCUAGCUGAAUUGGUGACCCCCAUGUUAAAAGAAGGCGGAAUCUCUAUGAGAGAACUUAUAAUAGAAUUUAGCAAAUCUUUACUUCCUGUGGGAAGAGCUGGGGUCUUGCUUUCUGAAAUAUUGCACCUUCUAUGCAAACAAAUGAGCCAUAAGAAAGUAGGAGCCUUAUGGAGGGAGGCUGGCCUCAGUUGGAAGGACUACUUACCUGAAGGGGAGGAUGUACAUACCUUUCUCAUGGAGCACAAGUUGGACUUCACAGUGUCUGACUGUUCCAGUUCCUCAGAAGCACUUUCAGAGGAAGAACUCUCUGCUGACGAACUGAACAAACAGCUAGAAAAACUCAUUAUUGAGGACAAGGCGAAUGAUGAACAAAUCUUUGAUUGGGUAGAGGCUAAUCUAGAUGAAGGCCAAAUGAGUUCACCUACAUUCCUUAGAGCUUUAAUGACAGCAGUUUGUAAAGCAGCCAUUAUAG